CUCGGGGUUACAUGUCAGCAUUCUUAAUGCUCAGUUUGUCUGUCUACUCUGGCUAAUGAGGCAUAAAGUGGACUCGGUUGAGCUGCUGGCUCCAGCGGUGGUAAAAGGGAAAAACGGAGGAUCUGUGAUGAUCUCGUGCAAAUACAAUCCUGUCUACAGAAACAACACAAAGUAUUGGUGUAAGGGAAAGAUGUAUGAGCUGUGUAAAAUAGUGGUGAAAACACCCAGGAACCGACCCAACCAGAGAAUCACCAUCGCUGAUGAUAAGGAUGCAGGGGUCAUCAUUGUGACUAUGACCUCGCUCACAAAAAAUGAUGCGGGCCAGUACUGGUGUGUCAUCUCAACUUCUGGGAGGAACGUCCACGCUGGUGUCAAGCUGCUGAUCUCCCGCGCUGGAAUCCCAACAGUGACACCUAUCACCACUGCAGCAACCAAUUCCACACUCAUACACAGUGAUACGUGGUGA
Molecule: messenger RNA, 466 nt
Organism: Myripristis murdjan (pinecone soldierfish)
Lineage: Eukaryota; Metazoa; Chordata; Actinopteri; Holocentriformes; Holocentridae
Product: CMRF35-like molecule 2
Exons: 3
Coding region: 56-466 (136 amino acids)
Cellular component (GO): plasma membrane
Molecular function (GO): transmembrane signaling receptor activity
Source: RefSeq, a predicted model, not a curated record